Molecule: messenger RNA, 1875 nt
Organism: Penicillium malachiteum
Lineage: Eukaryota; Fungi; Ascomycota; Eurotiomycetes; Eurotiales; Aspergillaceae
Exons: 3
Coding region: 1-1875 (624 amino acids)
Source: RefSeq, a predicted model, not a curated record
AUGCCGCAAUCCAGCCCAUUCUCUUCUAAACGGACCCCUAAUAAGGGAUCCAAAACAACGCACCCUCCUUCUACCCCCGACUCUCACUCCCGACGCCUCGAUAUGUCUCCCCGUGCCAAUCAAUCCAAGAAGACAACGAACUCCCGCAACAGUGGUGGCUCGUUUGACCGCAAAAGACGUGCAUCCACUUCAUCCGUUUCCAGUGUUUCCUCUGUCUCUUCACUUGAGGAAUUGAGCGAGGAGGCGGAUGAUUCUGAGGAUGAUGCUGAUGACGAGGAGGACCGACCACUAGCUCAUGCCCCGUCUUUCGGUCGUCGUUGGAACAAUGCCCGGAAGGCGGGGCGUCAACCGGUGAAGAAACAGAGAUUACGCCUCUCGGAUGAUGAAGACUCUUUCAGUAGCUCCAGCGAUUCCGACGAUAGCUCCGACGAUGUCUAUGCCGCUGUGGAUUACAUCUCGGAUGCCGAAGAUGAAGAGCAAGAUGUUGAAAAGUUGGAGGAAAUGAUGAUCAUGGAAACCGCGAGAGAUCAUCGAAUUCUGCCCACCUCCGAAGCCUCGCAUGACCAAUGGAAUGAGACCGAGUUCUUUGGAGACUCGAUGAUUCUCCCCGCCGCCUCCUUCUUCGAUGAUGAACAAUUGUACAGUGCCAUGGAAACCUUUGGUGAAACUGAUAUGGCCAGCGAGGCUGUCGAGACCCCGGUGGCUCGACGAGUCCACUUUGAGGAACGAUCAGACUCCUCGUCCGAUAGCGAUUCCCACACUGAGGAUGAGAUUCCCAGUGACUUCCUUCAGCAAGAUUCUCUGGACCCUCAAUUGCGCCGGAUGAUUGAGAACGACAAUGAGAACCACCGUAGCCACCGUCGCCAGUCUGAAGAGAUUUUCGGAGAUGCAGACUAUGGCCAUGCAAAUAUCUACCACGUCGAGUCCGAUGGAACAUCGGAGGGUAGCCUGAGCGGCUAUGAGACCGAUGAUGGAGAUACUACAGAUGAAGAUCUUCCCCCUCCCGCCACUAUCACCCACCCCCGCUCCCUCCUUCGACGGGACUCGACCGACUCGUUGGUUGCUCCCAGUGAUGACAAAACCGUCAACCUCCCUCGUCGGCGUGGCCCGAUCAUGGGAACAUUCGUUGCGGAUCCUCACAAACCUGUCGCCUUGGUUGACUGCACAGGAAAGCACCUUGUCAUUAUUCCCGCUUAUGCCUCUUCUCGCCACGACUGGUUAGAAUCAGCCGCCAACAGUAUGCCUGGCACAGCCAACAACAGUCCCCGCCAGACAACUCUGCAACUCAUUGACGAGAGUGACACCGAUGCCAUGGCAUCUCCGAACCACAUUGACUUCAGCCCCAUGUUGGCAUCCAGCGCCAACUUGAUGAUGACAGCCCUUGGCAACGAUCUUACCCCAGGUGGCCAGGUUAUGGGCCCUCCUGAAGCAUUCUAUCCUUCCCGUGAUUUCGCCAUUGACAGCUCCUUUGAAGACGAUGAGGAAGAUGACCCCGAAUCAGCCCUCAAUGUAGAUGACUUUAUUGACUUCGGCAAUGGCUCUUCCGACGAGGAAGAUAUGGGCAACCUUGAUGAUGAGGCGCUCAUCUCCCCCCAUGGCUGCAAUGCUGAGCGUUUCUUGAACCACCUUGACAAGGGCAUUGUCACUGCAUUCCGCCGCAACCACAACCGAUACCAGGCACUUCUCCGUCUGCCUCAACACCGCGAGUUCAUGCCCGCCAACUCGCCCGCACGACCCGCCAGUGUCUUCCGACACGCCAAGCACACCGACCAGCGCACGCCGACUCGAAAGCGCAAGUCAAGCGGAUACGCAGGUGGCGAGGCAGUUCGACGUAAGCUGAUGGAUGCGCAUCGCCGCACUCAGGUGCCUUUCUAG